AUGGACAAACUGAGUGAGAACAAUGCGACCGUGGUGAACAGCUCUUUAGACAAGUGGCGAUUCAAUGAACGCGGCUCGUACCAACACCUGGACCCCGGGGAGCUGAGGGUCCUGGUGCCGGCUAUUCUGGGAGUUAUCUGUGUCCUGGGUGUGGUUUGUAACCUCACUGCGAUGGUCAUCUUGUUCUCCAACGCCCAUAAGGGCAAACUAUCUCUCAUCAACUCCCUCAUCUUCAACCUAAUGUUUGCUGACGGGCUGGUGCUGGCUUUCACGGUGCCUUUCCGAGCCGCCUCCUACUCCAAGGCCAGCUGGAGUCUGGGCUGGGUGGUGUGCAAGACGGCCGACUGGUUCUUCCAGUCCUGUAUGGCGGCGAAGAGCUUCACUGUGGCGGUCAUGGCCAAGUCGUGCUACCGUUACGUGUCCAAUCCCUCCAAGCAGGUGAGCAUCCACCUGGGCUCCAUCCUGGUGGUGCCCUUCUUCAUCUGGCUGUGCGCCUGCUCUGUCACCGUCCCUCACUGGCUGUUUGCAAAGCUGCAGAGGGGGAUCCGCGGGCUGGUGUGUGUGCUGGCGGUUCCUCCUGAAGCCCGGGAUUUCAUGACUGUGUACGUCAAAGCGUACCCCCUGGGAGUCUACUGUGCCCCUCUCAGCUUUGCCCUGAUAUAUUUCUGGAGGGCUUACGGCCAGUGCCAGCGCCGCUCCAGUAAGACUCAGAACCUGCGCACACAGAUCCGAUCCAGAAAGCUCACCUUGAUGCUGUUCAGCCUGACCGUAGCCAUGGCCAUCCUCUGGCUUCCACAGUGGGUAGUCUGGGUUUGGGAGCGACAUUUGGCUGAGAAAGACAUUGGAGGAGCUCGCCCCAUCAUGUCUCCUCCUCCUCUUCUUCUGAUCCUCUCUGCUCAGCUGUUAACUUUUUCUCUGUCUCUGGUGAACCCUCUCAUCGUCCUCUCCCUCUCAGAGGAGUUCAGAGAGGGGUACCGAGGUCUUUGGAGGCGGCUCACCCUGCGCAAACAACCUCCACCAAAGCCAAAGCCCGGACCUCACAAUCCUACCACUCUCAAGUCGCCUUGCCCCAGACCAGAGACCUCAGGCCAGCACAGGGAGGAAAGGAGCCUUCAAGAAGUAGAUAAGGCGAGCCUCAAAGAUGGGAUUGUGUUGCCAGAUGUGGAGCAGUUCUGGAACGAGAGGGAGACUGGCUCGCACGCAGAUGAAAAUGAUCCUGUGCCGUGGGAGCACCAGAACAAAGAGGAGAACAAGUAA
This is a messenger RNA of Scomber japonicus (chub mackerel), 1257 nucleotides long. RefSeq names its product G protein-coupled receptor 151 (gene gpr151). The record is from RefSeq and is a predicted model, not a curated record. Gene Ontology annotation, cellular component: membrane. Bases 1 to 1257 code for a protein of 418 amino acids. NCBI's taxonomy places the organism in Eukaryota, Metazoa, Chordata, Actinopteri, Scombriformes, Scombridae. Gene Ontology annotation, molecular function: G protein-coupled receptor activity. The transcript has a single exon. Gene Ontology annotation, biological process: G protein-coupled receptor signaling pathway.